AUGACAACCUUGAACUAUCUCCCUCCAGUCAAGCCCUCUGCAAUUGCGGCAGGUGCUAUCUUCACCCACACUGCAUCCCUCGGCAUUCUCGCGCCCGUAUUCGGCGAUACCUAUCACCGCGCCCAAGCAGCCAAUUCGAAGGAGGAGUUCCUUAAAUCUAAGGAGGCUGCUGGUGCAGUAGCAGCCUGGGGUACCUCCUUGGUUGGAAGCUCUGUCCAGACAUACGGAGUAGCAGCUUUGAUCAACGCCACAGGUACUUUGAGCUACAAGGGAGCGGCUUAUCUUGGCAGCUUGAUCUUCAUGGCCAGCGCAGCCCCCGGUGUUGUGAGCCAGGUUUUUGCCGAAAAGAGACCCCUUGACACUGUUGCCGUAGGUGCAGUCAGCAGGUUGUUUGAAACAGUGGGACUUAGUCUCUUCCUUACUUGGUGGGGUACUCGCACGAAUCCAUUUUCCAGCAGCUAUUAA
Molecule: messenger RNA, 465 nt
Organism: Aspergillus niger
Lineage: Eukaryota; Fungi; Ascomycota; Eurotiomycetes; Eurotiales; Aspergillaceae
Exons: 3
Coding region: 1-465 (154 amino acids)
Source: RefSeq, a predicted model, not a curated record